This is a messenger RNA of Clonostachys byssicola, 1008 nucleotides long. The record is from the annotation of a GenBank genome assembly. Lineage: Eukaryota; Fungi; Ascomycota; Sordariomycetes; Hypocreales; Bionectriaceae.
AUGCUGCGCACAACUGGGCUUUCCUCUGUUGCAAUGGCCGGUGUGUUGCCAGCGCCCGAUACGGGUGUAGAUCUUCCCCUGUGGGAAUCGAUGCGCUAUGCCCACGCGGCCAUGUUCUGCUCGUUCGGCGAGGAAGAUUUGGCUACCAGUGAUGGAGCGAUGAAGGACCGCUGGCUCAUUAAGCUUGGUGAAUCCUUUACUGGUGGCCAGUCCACCGACCUGCCUGGCUGCAGUGUCACUGAGGAUACAACGUGUGAUAGACCAGACGGCUCGAAAAACUGUACCGCGAUAUUUGAUAACGCUGAUGCGACCACCUUUGAUAAAGCCUCUUUUUGGAUUUUCAAGGCCGUGGUCGGCGUCCAGUCCAAACUCUCUAAGCUGCGAUCGAGACUGAAAGAGGAAACCCUCUUCCUCGACCUGGAGCUCAAGUCGCUGAUCAAAGAGCUCGGCGGAGACAAGCCUGAAUCUAAAGCCCAAGCAUCGUGGAUCGCCGCGGCUCUUGGCAUUGGUGAGGCCCUGAUUGGAAAAGCAUCGGGGAUGGGUACCAUCGCAGAUAUUGGCUUCACCCUCUUUAACGGCUUGAUAGACAUGGCCGGUGAUCAGACCGCAGAUGAGGGCGACCUGCAGGCCUCAUUGACCAAGGUUUCACGCUCUAUGGGUUCCAACAUUGAUGAUAUGCUCUCCGUCGCGAUGGGGGGUGGCAAGGGAGAUGACUAUGACAAGCUUCCUAUUCAAUCCAAGGGCUCCUACAAGAACAAGGUUGCUCAAUUUUUCAACCCUGGCUUCUGGCUUCAAAAUAAUGAUGCUGGUCUGGUGAAAGAGAUGAUGGAUGCUGCGGUUUCGAAUUUGCGGGCUAAGAUGGUUGAUGAGAUUCUCAGCGCCAAUGGGUGGUACGUCUCUUGGUACGUCUGGCGAAACUCAGAGGAUAAGUGUCCAAAGGAACAAGGAUUUGAAUGGGUCAAGGCAGGCUCUGAUUACUACUGCGUGAUUCUAAUCUAUCUACUAUAA